ACAUACUUCUACUCUGGGCAAAGAGGUGAAGUUGGAGAGUGUUGGGACCAGGCAAAAGAUAAUAGCUCUAAAGAUUAGGCAACUGUAUAAUUCCUCGGCUUAUAAAUAAGAGUCAAUAAUCCAUUCUAUGGAAAUCACCUAAGAACACACGAAAAUCCAGCGAUACAGACACAAUGCCGGCCCCGUCACCUCUAGUCAUCGCGACCCAAUCAGUCCAGCGCCUCGUGAAGGAGGAUAGCUACUACCGCAAGGAACUAGCGCAGCAAACCGAGCGCGUGAAGAAGAUUGAGGCAGAGCUAAAAGCUUCGCCUGAUUCUGCUGAUGGAAAUGCAGCUUUCAUACUCAAGCAAGAGCAAAAAGCCGUAGAAGAAACCCGAGCCGUGUUCGUGCCUUUGCGCGAGCGUAUCGUGGAAGCUAUGCAGCGGCUUGAGGAGCGGAUAGCGACAGCUGAGAGUGAGGGUGCCGCCGCUGAUGAGAUUGCCAAGGCAAACGAGGCGAUGCAGCUCGGACGUGACCUGGAGCCUCCUGUUGCGUGAAGGGACGCGAGUUUUAGUUGACGAAUGAAAUUAUGCACAUAAGUAAGGCUCUUGCGAACCAAGACUGGACGCCCUUAUGCGUAUGGGGAGCAGUCAAGUUGUCGUUAGGCUAGGUUGUGGCACUCAAACAAGUCGACCUAGGCACAAGUUAAUAGACAUGGCGGCGUUGAGCUAGCAUGCAAGACACUCCCGGAAGAAAACUAGAAAUGGUAGAUGACUCCAUAGGUUCCUACGAAACGAAUAUAAAUGAUCACUCUCAAAAG
Xylaria bambusicola is the source of this 799-nucleotide messenger RNA. RefSeq names its product tubulin binding cofactor A. The record is from RefSeq and is a predicted model, not a curated record. Gene Ontology annotation, molecular function: beta-tubulin binding. Gene Ontology annotation, biological process: tubulin complex assembly; post-chaperonin tubulin folding pathway. NCBI's taxonomy places the organism in Eukaryota, Fungi, Ascomycota, Sordariomycetes, Xylariales, Xylariaceae. The coding region runs from base 174 to 536 and encodes 120 amino acids. The transcript is spliced from 2 exons. Gene Ontology annotation, cellular component: microtubule cytoskeleton; cytosol.